AUGCAGCGCCUCAGUUCAUGGUUUGAACAGUUGCCUCUGCGACGUCGUGAAUCUUCUCGACGAUCAGAGAAUUGUGAUUCGUUAUCACACUCAUACAAAAGGCAAUCCAAAUCAGCAACACCACGACUUCAUUAUAGCGUCAGUACCGUACAGAAUCGUAAUCAUCGAGAUCAUUCUGUUAAUGCUCCGUCGCAAUCUCUGAUCAUCAAUGAUCAGUUACAUGUAAUAAUGCCGUCUUCUUGGAACAGGCAAGAAACGGUAAGUCAAUCAUGUCGCGACAGUUCCAAACUUGCCAUAUCUUUCUUGCAGUCAUUCUCCUCAUCAACUAGCUCUGGACGAAAAAAUAUACGUACAAAUCCGUGGAUUUCACACAGUCGUCCACUGAUUCAGACUAUUGCUUCUCAAGGGCCAAAAUCCACUGGUGAACUGAUGUAUGCGUCAACAGAUCAUACCGCAUCAUUUCGCAUCAAAAGUCUGGACGAAAGCGUUUACAGUUCCGGUUAUAGCAGUCAAGAUAGCAGUCCGGAAUCGUCAGUGCAUACGCCGGAUUGGCAACCAUCAUCGAUCAUAACUGAAAAGCACGGUCAAUUAGAGGAUAAAGCGGUGGAAUGCAAUUCAAUUGAUGUCGAUGAAGCUUUAGGAUUCGACUUGGAAGACAAAUGGGAAAUGGAGAGUCCGAAACCAAUCGACUAUGGGGACCGGUUUCACAAAGAUGACGAGCACUUAUAUCAUGAACUGGAGGUCGUCAGUCAAUUAUCAUUGUUAUCGGAUAGCCGGACCUUUUCAUCGGAUUCGGAAAUUGCUAGCUCAUCAGAUGAAUCGCUGAAUUCUCCUCGAUGCUUAUCGCCAAUUUACACCCAACCAAAUCAUGACUAUUAUAAUCUAGAUUAUUGCCAUUACAAACCCGAAAGAUAUGAGGAGGACCGAGUGACUGAGUACCCAAACGUAGCCUCCAGCUUCACCUAUAUUCCUUGUGGUAGCUAUAGACCGCCACCCGAAUUUCACCCUCCUCCUCCACCUCCACCACCACCGCCACCACCGCUACCACGAUCUUUAAGAACAAAUGAUUUGGAACAAGCUGAACUGGAUUUUUUGAUUGAACUGGAUGCGCAAAUUGCCGAAUUACAGUUAAAAAGUGUGGAAGUACGUCAACUCGUAGACGAGGCCCGUGAACGUCGCGAUGCACGUGCUCAUAAUGCGCAAUUAUAUCACGACAUGGCUGAGUUGAGACGAAUGAAAUGGGUGCUGCACAAUCACUUCGAAAGACUUAAAAUUUAUAAUCGUCACCUGAAAUGUUUUUAUCUGUCACGUUAUCGCGCUGUACAAUUAGCAUAUGUUCUCGAAGAGAUUCCACCAUUGCUGUUGUCACGAAGGACAAAUUUGCUUCCUAUAGCUGGAGAUACGAAUUACAUACGAUUGCGUGGACUUCCGUUCGCCGCCAAAGAACAAGAUAUACAGAAGAUUUUUUUCGGUUUGAAUGCAAAGUCGAUAACUUUCACGCUAACAUCAAAUGGUCGAGCAAGUGGCGAAUGUUACGUGGAGCUAGAUGAUCGGGAAGCUGUUAAAGAAGCUCAAAAGCUUGAUCGUAAUGAGAUAAAUGGACGCUAUAUUGAAGUAUUCAGCGUUAGUGAUGCAGAGCUGUUGAUGAUGAUACGUCAUGGAGUGAUCAAAGGUAGCGGUGGAGAUGCGGAUAGCCGCUACGCUAGUAACUUUGUUGUUCGCCUUCGAGGUUUGCCAUAUAGUGCAACGAUCGAUGACAUCAAGGAAUUUUUCUCAGGCCUGGAAGUAGCGGAUGCGGUAAUCGACAAAGAACCGGGGGGUCGACCUUCGGGGGAGGCAUUCGUACGGUUGGCAACCAAAGAAUACGCGGAAUUGGCUUUGGAGAGAAGCAAAAACUACAUGGGUUCAAGAUAUGUCGAAGUUUUCCGUAGUUCCGCCGAUGAAAUGGAUAAUAGCUAUUAUGCGGCACGAGGCAUACCACCACCAACCAGUGGACCAGUCCCAUUGCGCGGAAUAAGUCCGACGCUUGAUUUUCGAUUUCGUGAUAGGUAUGCAGAUUAUGGCCGCUACGGUGGACCGAUAAGGCUUUCAAGCUUACAUCCACGCCCAUCUCCAUAUGAUCGUCCAUAUUACGAUAGGGAUCGUUAUUAUCGAUACGGUGCACGGUAUGAUCCAGAAUUCGAUGAAGCAAUGUAUGAUCCCACCGUUAAAGUUUUCAUGCGAGGUUUGCCGUACAGUGUUACUACACUUGAUAUUGAAGAAUUUUUCCGACCGCUAAAUUGCGUCGAAAUUAAACUUGGUUAUAAUGAAGAACGUCGUCUUUCGGGUGAUGCACUGGUAACUUUUUCAACAAUGGCGGAAGCGCGAGAGGCAUUAUCACGUAACAAAAACAAUAUGGGCACGAGAAUUAAAAAACGAAAACGUACGAGGAUUUCUGAAGGUACCAAAAUGUUGUUACAAAAGAGGAGAGCAAUGAAGAAGGAGAAUCAAAUGGACGAUGAAUAUGCUGCCUUAUGCAAACAAAUACGAACGCAGAUGAAAAAGGAUUUUGAAGAAUACAGACGUUGGAAAAAAGGAAAAACAUCGCAAGAAAACACUGAGAAUAUGCUGGAGGAUGAAACUGCUUCGGAGGAUUUCGAGCGAGAAAUGGAAGAAGAGUUUUUGGUGGAAAAUACAGGAAAAGAAGAUGCGAUAUCAUUGAAAAAUUUUGGGAUAAUGUUGAAAAAAAGUACAACUGAGGAAAACGCGGAAAUUUCCCAAGAAGCAGUACAGCAAAAUAUGGAAAAGAAAAAGAAACAAGCAAAAGUUGAGCAGGAGCUUGUUGAGAAACCUGAAGAACAUUUAUUAAAUUUAUUGUGUACUGCAGACGCUUCUAAGAAGGCAAAUACAGGAAACGAGCAACACCAAAAAAUAAUUAUGUCCCAAGAAAGAGCACAAGAAGCUAAAGCGUCUGGCGGAGAUGACAUCAAGCUGAAGAAAACGUCUGAUGCAGGUGGAGUACUUGAAACGAUGAUAGGUAACGAGAUCGAAAAAAUGCAAAGCGACGAGGCAGUGCAAGCAAAUGAUGAAAAAUGUGCAGAAAAAGAAAGAAUAGGACAACCGAGCAGUGUUGAAUGGAAAGACGAACAACGGAUAAAGGGCAGAUACAUCGAAUUAUUUCCAGCAACAAAUAUCCCUCAUCCAAUUAAAACGGUAACAUUCCGUACAGUAAGCGGAGCGCCUACCCGUCUAACAUCAGCUCCACGUCCACUGUACAGCUCUUUUGCUGAAGAUGAAGAAGCUGCUUAUGCAAGUGGAGUUGGUGGACAACAGUACUACAAUGAUCAGUAUGAAGGACGUCAGUCAAAAUAUGGUCGUGAUUGGGGCGAACCAACACGUACAACUUGGUGA
Acanthocheilonema viteae is the source of this 3390-nucleotide messenger RNA. The record is from the annotation of a GenBank genome assembly. NCBI's taxonomy places the organism in Eukaryota, Metazoa, Nematoda, Chromadorea, Rhabditida, Onchocercidae.